ACUAACGUUCACUGCGUACCUGCAACAAUACAGAGGCUGAUGGCGUCUGUGCAUUAUCAUCGCUGCGUACUCUUCUAUCGUCACGCUGGGGGUGUACUCGGCUGAGCUGAGCUGCAAAAUGUGACACGCCUCUUGCACGUGUGAGAAACCGAGAAAAGCGCAUCGAACGGUAGGUCGAUGAGCGGCAGCCGCUGGUUCGUCAGCAAGUCCAAGGAGUCGCGCCGAGAGCGGGCUCGGACGUCGCACAACCACCACGGCGGCGACGAACGCCGCGACGACUACGUCUCGUCCCGCCGCGGUACCGAACGCGCCUCAGAACGUUCGCGCGCGCCAAACCACAGUGCCGCUGCUACAAGUCCGGAGCGCAAGGACAACCCCAGGUCUUCGGGGGCGUCCAAGAACUCCGAAGGCGGCCACGGUCAGCUUGUGUUUCGGCGCCAGGACCGCGUCAAAGUCAAGCAACGCACGCCCGAUGGUUCCCCGCGCCGGGACGACCACAAACCCCCGUCGUGCGCGCCUUCCAAGUCGCGAGGACGUGGAGAUUCCAAGAAACCAUCAGGAGAUGACGACCUGUGGAGUGCCCUGGGCCACGUGUACAAUGAGGUGCCCGCGUGGGCCCUGCGGGAGGUCCGCGAGCGCCUUACUCCGGCCUGGGUGGCCAAGCACCAGGGCUACCUGCGACGAGUGCUCGAGGAGUCCCUGAAGCGCUCUCGGCUGCCCCACGAUGUCCGCGUUGAGCUGUCUGCCUGCAUAUCCACCUACGGCACCUUGCUCGGCGAGAGGGCCAAGGAAUUUGUGGACUGGCUACUGAACAUAUAUGACACAAGCAUCGUGGAUGAGUCUCGUAUCUGCCUGCUGAAGGCACUGUUGGAGGUGCUGAAGGGAAAUCCCCAAGUUGCUUCUGAGGUUUUGCAGACCGUGAUGGGCCGUGCCCAGACCAUGCUCGAAUCGGCCGACGACUGUGAACUGUUGCUGUCAGCAUGCGCGCUGUCCCUUUGGGCAGCGGAACAGGACCCCGAGGCCUUUGCCGCGUCUUACUUCCAUGACGCCGUCGACAUCCUUGUCGGGUGGCACAUCGACGCACCUUCGGAAUCUCUGGCCCGGCGCACGGGCGAUGCCCUGGAACAGCUUGGACCCUUUUGGGCCGCCGACCCAAACUUUUGUGCCACGUUGCUCGGACAGUUCGUCGAGGAUUUAGAGGCAUACGCUGAGGAUCUCGUCAAUGAGGACCCCAACGAAUGCCUGGACAGGAUGGGCUCCCUGCUGCGCGUCUACGGCACGGUGGUGCAUAGCCUCGGCGACCAGGCUGUCCAGGUUGUCACCUGGGAGCUGCUCAGCGAGAACCUUCAUGGAAUGGCGAACUGUGUCCUUCAGGCAACCGAGUUCGCUCCCAGAAACUCUCUUCUUGUUUCAGCCAACCAGACGGUGGUGCUCUUGUGCAACCUGACGGGUCAGUGCCCUCCGUCUCUGGUGGACCUGCUGCACCUGCAGGCGCAGUUGGUGCUGUCCGAGGCACACACCCUGUCCCUGCUGCGACUGCUUGGGUCACUCGUUCAGCACCUGGGACCCCAGAUUCCACUACCAUUGGUGUCGCUGGCCUUCGAGAGCCGCUGGUGUCGCAGCCCACGGGCACGAGUGCAGGCACAGCUGUUGUCGGUGCAGCAUUCCAUGCUGAAGCUGAAGAGCGUGGCCAUCGUGGAGGAGGCCUACCGGUGCCUGGUGCAGAGCCUGGACGCGACCAACAUGGUGGCCACAGCCCUGGCACCCCUGUGCUCCCUCAGCCAGGUGGCCAACGCCCGACACUCCAUCAUAGGGAUGUGGGCCCUGAAGCCAGCCUUCUUCGACCUCCUUCUCGAGUACCUGACACCAGUCAGUGACGUCUGGCACGGAUCGCCCAGCACCCAGUAUGCCAUGCUUUACCUGCUGCACUCACACAGCCAGAGGCACGGACACUUCAUAUCAUCCAGCACGCUGCUCAUACAUGGCGACGACCCGGGCGUGCCACGGAGCGUGUACCUCUCGAGGAUACUCACCCUGCUUGCCAGUGUUCUUACAUCGACGACCGUGCCGGACGAUGCCAGGGGCCUGUGCCAGCACUGGUCCCUGCAGUUGGUCGAGUGCCUUCAGCUCCACAUGCCCCACCUGGCAAACUCAACCGAGUUCCUCAACCUCGUCGAUGCCACCAUCGACUGCGGCUAUGGCAAUGACCCCGAGGUGACCUCGAGGGCCUGCCAGAUUCUGCAACGAGUGGUGGACACUGUCUGCACCCUGCUUCCCAGAGACAUCCUGCAGAGGUGUUACAGCCUGUGCGUGGUCAAGGCUGGCAGUGCUGUCCUCAACGAAAGGUCAAAGUUCAUUGCCCUCAUGACCUUGCUGCCUGUUGACCUCCUUACAAGUGAGGCGCUGCUGAGCUCACCCGAGCUACAGGAGCAAGCGUUGCAGCGCACGGCCAUCUUGUCUGCCCCGGGCAUCAUCCUGACUGUGCAAGGCUUCCGCACGGUCAUGUCUGCAUUGCUACUACCGCCACCUGGUGGUGGCAACAUCGACGCCUGCGAGUUGCGCCUGGAGCGGCUGGCACCGGCUAGGCUGGCCUCGGGUCACCACGCAGGCGCCCUCUGGUGCUGGGCCUUGUGGGAGUCUGCGCAAAUUUGCGUGCACCUGAAGCUCCGCACUCCUCUGGGCAAACCCCAGGAGACGUUCACCUCGAUUGAAGGGGCCCUCAAGGCCCUGCUUGCUGAUCCCUCGCCCACGGGUAUCCCUUCUCUCAAGAGGGCACAGCUGCUUCUGGACUUUCUGGAGCAUCUCGACAAGAGCAUGUACAAUGCGUACGAGGGCAGUGCAGGCAGCCUGCCUGCAGCCCCCAAGGCGGUGCGCACAUUCUUUCGCACCAACCGGGCCACCUGCCUCGAGUGGCUGGCCAGGGUGCGACCACGAGCCGUGCGCCUUGCCCUGCGCGCGGGACGGCCCGCCGAGGCCCUGCGACACACGGCGGCCCUGGCUGCCUCUGCGCCUCAGGGCUUGGGAGCGGUGGUUCGUGAUGUGGCCACCUCGCUGGUGCAGCUGCACUGCCCCGAGGCCAUCUGGGGCCUGUACGCCUGGGGCAAGGAGGUCCUGGGUCAGCGCAUGCCCUGGCUGCGUGCGGCUGCUGCUCACGCUGCCGGCAGAUAUGAGUCUGCUGCGGAGGAGUAUGCAGCCAUCCUCAAAGACGACGCACAAACAUCAAAGGAGAUUCGGCCAUUUUUGCUCAACCAGAUCCUGGACUGUCACAUGAAGUUGGCCGACUGGAACGAAGCGCUCAAGUGGGUCGAGGAUUCUCGACACGCACCAGUCAACGGCUGCAUCAACAAGCCCAGUGCCCGCAUGUCCUCUAUCGCCCAGCACAUCAGGUCGCUGCUGAGCACAGACUCCGUCGAGAGCCCAUCCUGCCCGCGAGACAUGUGGGACGCAGAGCAGCAGCUGCUGUUGGCCCAACACCGCGCAACCAUGCCUGCAUGCUGUCGGGACAUCAACGCAUCCGAGGAGUCUGCCACUGCACUGCUGCAGCUGAGCACCAUCCAGUGGCCACCCCAGGUGGACCCUGCCCUGCUGGCCCUGGUGCGCCGGGUGCCGCCGGUGAUUGGUGAGCCUCUGUCACCCGCACAACACGACUGCAGCGCCAUCAGCGAAGCCCUCACGUGGAGCCACGCCGAGCCUAUCGAGGGGUUCCUGUUGGCUGGGGCUCGUCUGGCUCGCAAGCAGCACAACUUGCGACUGGCUGAACGCUGGCUUCUGCGGGAGGCCGGCAGUGAUGAGGAGGGUUCGUCCCUGAUCACGCUGGCCGACGACGGCGCCCCCUUGGCCAUCCUGAGGGAGGCUGCGAAGUUGCUGCACGCUCGGGGAGAGUUGGUCGAGGGUGCAAGGAUAAUGGCCCGUGUGGCCUGGACGCACGCCACCAGUUUCGAAGACUCGGAACUGGUUGCCAGGUCCCUGCUGACCUUGGCCAAGUGGCUGCAGGCGGAGCCGCCAACGGUCGAGCCGCUGCUCAGGGAUGGACCGCGCAACGGCCACGUUGACGGCUUGGCGUCCGCCUUCUCGUACGGCUUCUCGCCGUCCGGCCAUCAGCGCAAGUGCUCCGCGCCCCCUCCGCAGCUGCAGCCCCUGGACGGCCUGCUCAGCAGCUCGGAGUUGUCCAUAGGGUCCUUGCUGAGGCACAGCCUGUCCCUGUGCCCGACCUUGCCCAAGGCGUGGGCCACCUAUGCAGGCUGGUGCUACCGCUGGGGUCGCAAGGUCAUCGAUGCACCCAGUGACGGCAAGCUGAACAUCUCGACAAAGGACAACGACCUGGCAUACCUGCUUCCCGAUUCCCUGACAGAUGAGGAGAAGAGUGCCGCCAAGCGCAUCCUCAUGAGAGUGCAGGCCUUUCCCGAGUCGGACGGCCAUGUCGACAGGACCCACAUGGCCUGGUCAGACCUGCGACAGGAGCUGGAGGCGGUCUGCCCACGACUAGACCCUCGGACCCUGGACUCCCUGUUAGAAUCGCGAGCGGUAGUGCUCAGCCGGGCCUUUCAUUAUUAUCGGUCGGCUGCCUCUGCCUACUUCAAGUAUCUACAACUGCAGCAGCUACAGGACGAAGACACCAACGUGACGGCCACCCUGCGUCUCCUGCGCUUGGUGGUGAAGCAUGCCUCCGAGCUACGCGGCGAGCUCGAGGAAGGGCUGACGGACACGCCGACGGCGCCCUGGCGGGGCAUCAUUCCGCAGCUGUUCUCGCGCCUCAACCACCCAGAGGCCUACGUUCGCAGGAGCAUCCAAAAGUUGCUGUCGAGACUCGCCCGGGAUUACCCUCACCUGAUCGUGUUCCCCGCUGUCGUAGGGGCACUGCCAGAGCCACCUGGCGGCAUUGGUGGAACCAGUGCCCUUUUUGGUGGAGCCACGGCGUCUCCAGCCAGUGAAACGACGGAAGAUGAAGGAACUACGUCAGUGCUGAUGAGAGAGAGCUACAUUGCCCUCGUUGACACGCUGGCAGCAGACGACGCACAGACCAUCACGCAGGUGCGACUGCUUGUGGGUGAGCUGCGACGCAUCACCUUGCUCUGGGACGAGCUAUGGGUGGGUGCGCUCAACGUGCACAGUGGGGAGGCCCACCGCCGCAUCCGCACCCUCGAGGAAGAGGUGGGGAGGGUGCGUGCCAAUGUGGGCCUCAGCACAGCCCAGAAGGACACUCUGAUCCGAGAUAAGCACUCCCUCUUCCUGUGCCCGACGUUACGCCUGCUAGAGCAGCUGCAGUCUGUGGUGACGUCCCGCGAACCCGAGACUCCGCACGAACUGUGGUUCCGCGAGACCCUGGGGCCUCUCAUAUCCGAGACCCUGGAGACCCUGCGUAACCCCCACGACCCGUGGCGACCACAGGCGAGCUGGGCAGCACUGAGGCGCCUGCAUCUGCGCCUGCAACGACGCUCGCACGAGGAAGGGCCCCAGCUGCUCAUGGAGCGGGUCUCUCCAGCACUCGCCGCUCUCAAGAACUCGCGGGUGCCCAUGCCCGGGUGCUCGGGGAAUGUCCGCAUCGCAGCGGUCCAGUCAUCCAUAGCUGUGCUGCCCACCAAGACCAAGCCCAAGAAGUUGAGCUUCCAGGGCUCGGACGGCCAGCGGUACACGUUCCUCUUCAAGGGCAUGGAGGACCUCCACCUGGAUGAGCGUAUCAUGCAGCUGCUCAGCAUCUGCAACAGCCUGCUGGCAAGGGGGGCCACGGGGGCCAGUGCACCGAGGGCUCGCCACUACGCGGUCACUCCCCUGGGCUCCCGGUCGGGCCUCAUCCAGUGGCUGGACGGGGUGACCCCGCUGUUUGCCCUCUACAAGCGCUGGCAGCAGCGUGAGGCCUCCUCCGUGCUCAGACCCUCCGAGCUGUUUUAUGGCAAGCUGACGCCUCUGCUCAAGGAGCAGGGCAUCACCAACUUGGACAAUCGUCGUGAUUGGCCCGUGAGCGUCUUGGUGAGCACACUGCAGGUGCUCAUGGCCGAGACUCCCAAGGACUUGGUGGCCCGAGAGCUGUGGUGCGCAGCGGUCAGUGCCCCGCACUGGUGGCGCGUCACCUGUGCCUUCAACCGCUCAACGGCCGUCAUGUCGACCGUCGGAUACGUCAUCGGCCUCGGCGACCGACACCUCGACAACAUGCUGCUUGACCUGCGCACCGGAGAGGUGGUGCACAUUGACUACAAUGUGUGCUUCGAGAAAGGCAAGAACUUGCGAGUCCCCGAGAAGGUGCCCUUCCGCAUGACCCCCAACAUCGAGGCUGCGCUCGGGGUCACCGGUGUCGAGGGACAGUUCCGUCUGGCCUGCGAGCAGGUUCUGAAGGUCUUGCGCCGCGGUCGGGAGACCCUGCUGACGCUGUUGGAGGCCUUUGUGUAUGACCCGCUUGUCGACUGGGACAGCAACACCGGCAUGUGCUCUCCCGCCUCGCGUCUGGAACGAGACAUGGCUAGUGCCCUGCUGGCCAUCCGCAUCCGCGAGACGGCCCAGCCCUGGGCACACAACCGAAGGCUGCUGGCUGACGCACUGGACAAGACUGCCGAGCUCCUCCAUGAGUGGCAGCAGGCGCAGGGCUGCGUGCACGCUUCGGAGCAGAGCCUGGGUGAGGCCUGUGCCCAGCAGACGAUUUUGGAGGAGGCCCUGGCCUCGGAGGGCAAGGAGCACCCACUCUUCUCUCUGCCCGCACGUUACCGCGAGUGGGCGCUCGUCCGUGGGGCACGGGACUCGGCACUUCAGGCCCUCAUGGAAAAGCUUGAGGAGUGUCGCCGCUGGAGCGCUAUGCAGAGCGCAGCCAUGUCGGCGCUGUCAUCUGGAACGGCUCCCGAGAGGUGGCUCCGAGUGUUGAAUGCCGAGCCCGCCCUCGAGUCGGUAGGGUCACUAGCACCCCUGGUGGAGUUCCUUCAAAGCUCUGGGCAGCUUCAGCUGCUCCAGCAGUGCGAGCAGAGCGAGGGUGAGCUGCUGGCAUUCGUACAGCAGAUGCGGCAGGCAAUGCACACGGCCGUGGAUCUUCUGGGCACCUACGCGGCCAUCGUGGUGCAGGGUCCCCCGCACGGCUGGCACCAGCCCAGUCACCGCCUGCAGCACUGGCAACACUGGUUGGAAGGGCUUCACCAGGAGUUCACCCUAGCCAAGUGUCAAGAGGUGAUAUCAGAGUUCCACCAUCACUAUGGCCUUGGAACGGAAGUUACAUUUUCCCAGGCAGCCCUGGCGCAGCACUACGAGCUCCAGUCUGCCGUUGCAGACUGCAACUCUCAUAUCAUGGCAGUGCUGAAACGCAAGCAAACGGAGGGACCCGACUACCUUCCUGAUGCUCAGACUGCAGUCUUGUCGCUAGCCCAAGGCAGCAAUGAUGGAAAGACUGUUGCAGACACAGAGACCGAUACCGUAACAAAUGAAAAUGGAGAAAAAGAGCGUGCAAACGAGCAACUGCUUGAAAAGCAGAACCCGUCCCAGAAGCCUGCGGUGGUGGCUGCCCUGCUUGGUGCCCUCUGCCCCUGCGCCCAGAACAUGGUUGUUUUGGAGACCACUGCGGCUGCCUCGGCUGAGCGCCUCGCCGAGCUUCAGUUCUGGGGCUCUGAUUGGUUCUUGCAGGACCUUCACAUGCUGGCCGCCGUGGCAAACGAGAUGGGACAAGCCCUAGUGCAGCUGGAUCCACCUGCUGAAACUGUGAAGCUGUGUGCAGUGGUCGAGUCCAUCUACAACGUGUUUGCGGCCCUGCUGGACGUGGUGGUGCACUUCCAGAACAUCAUUCUGCCCGAGGCUCUGAAGAGAUCCAUGGAGAUGAGUGUGCUGGCCCUGGUGUCCAGUAUGCACGAACCACCCCUCGGGGGUCAGGGUGUUGUGGAGUUCAUUGGGGAGCUGACUCAGCAGUUGCACCAGAAGAUGACCGACGGUGUCCCAUAUGAACCAACUCCAGCUCUGGAAGACAUCAAGGUUGCUUUAGACGAGUUGUUGAAGACAGACGACACUGGACUGACACCUGGGAAGAUGCUUGUCCAAGGUUUCCACGGCCUUUUUGGCAAGACUGCCACCGAAUUGUCCAAAUUCUACGCCUUGCUGGAAGGCAUAGGUCUCGAAUGGAAGUGCGUCGACAUAGUCUGGAACUCCUACUCGCUCUGCCCCCCGCACGUGGACGCCCUGGACGCAUACCUGAAGGAUGUGAUGUUCCUGCAGUGCCUGCAGUGCAUGCACCAGAUCUUCUCGCCACCACUGCUGACGGGCAUGGCCGAAGACCAUGCCUUUCUGCCUGUCAAGCACUGCAUUGGCACCAUCUACCGAGUUCAGAUGCUGGGCCUGCCAUCGUUUGCCCUGUCUGCGUGCCUGUGUGCCGUGCUGGCCCUGCCCCACGGCGGCAGUCAGAGCCAGCUGCUGCUGGACACCCCAGCCAGCCGCACGCUGGAGUCCCUGUCGGACGGCUGGGAGGCCAGCAGUGAGGCGGUGCUGGCCGUCAGGUCCCUGGAGUCAGCACAGCGCCACCGCGACGUCCUGCGCCGCCUGGACCAGGCGGAGGGGUUGCUGCGGGUGCGGCUGCACCGCUGCCAGCUGCGUCUUGCUGCCCACCAUUGGCUGCACGAGGAGGCCCUGCCCAACCCUGGUGGACAGACCCUGCCAGCCAGGGCGAGCCUUCUGUCCGAGAUGCGCAAGGCGGCGCAGGUGGCAGCCUCCCUGGUGGCCACCCUGUCCGAGGCCAAGGAGGCCCACCUAUCCGUGGCGGGGGCCAUCGAGCAGCGGCUCAAGUGGGCCGGUGGAGCCAACCCUGCUCUGGGCGACUUGCGGGACACCUUUGCCCAUGUGCUGGACCAGUGGACUGACACCAUCCAAAUGAUGAGCGACCUGGCCAUGGAGGUGUGUGACGCCAGCGAGGCCCUGCUGCUGCACGAGGCCCUGCGCACGCGGACCACCGAGACCCUGGCGUGGGACUCGAGCCUGCUGGGCCUGCUCAACCAAUGCCAGGAGAGCUGCAUGCUGGCCGAAAACGCCGCACCCAUAGCGCCCGCCGAGCAGCAGCUGCUGCAGCUGCAAGGGGCGGCACCCCUGCCCAACGAGGCCAGCGUCGAGUGGCUGCGCUCGCUCCUCGACAAGGUGGCGCUCGGUGCCUGCCGGGAACAGCUGGAGCAGGCCAAGACCAGCCGAGACGCCGCCAAGGAAGCCCUGCAAAACCAGGUGUCGGCGUUGCGCGCUGACGUGUUGGGCAAGCACCACGAACUUCUGUCCGAGCUGCGCUCGCUGCUCAAGUCUUUGGCACGACAGGAGGACAUGGCCGUGCAGGAGUACCUAGCCACAUACCGGCAGUUCUCCGAGCGUGCAUCUGAACUGGUGAGGACUUUGCUGGCCCCCGAUGCCACGCCUAGUGAGAGCGCCCAGAAGGCCCUCUCCGAGCUCAUCGCCAUGGUACCUCGCGUCUACAAUGGGCUCACAGAGCUGGCUAACGCUCAGGAUGGCCUUGACUCUCCAAAGAACUACACUGUCAGCAAGAGCGUCGAGCAGACGCCCGACCGGAAAGUGGCAAAGGACCCGAGAACAGGAAAAGCUUUGCAAGAGCGCAACAGUUAUGCAGUGGGAGUGUGGCGGAGGGUGAAGAUGAAGUUGGACGGUCGUGACCCUGACAGCACCAAGCGCUCCAGCAUCGCCGAGCAGGUGGAUCACAUCAUCAGCGAGGCCACACGCCUGGAGAACUUGGCACUGCUGUACGAAGGCUGGACGCCUUGGGUGUGAUCCGCCACCCACAUCAGCCCCCCCUGGGAGUGGGGGGCAACUGGAUUUCCUGGCUCCAGCAGACGACGCGGGACAGCAGACGACGACAACGAUGGCACCCAAGAUCAACAGCAAAACGCAAGGCAGCCCCCCUCUGCAGUAACCCUUACUGGGGAAAGAAAAAAAAAAGAUAGAAAAGAAAAUGACAGGGUGAAGAAGAGGAGAGCCGGUGUGCGCGCCUCGCAGUAAUGUCAUCGCCACGACAACCACCGCCAACCAACACACUCCUUACGUCGGCUUUUAAAAGCAGAACGCUCUCCUGAAGUCUCUCUGUACGACAAGCGACCGCCACGGGGAAAGAAACAGACUCCGGGGCUGCCAGCACGCCCCAGCCAAUGACCGUGGUAGCCAUCUUCCUGUCCUCCUCCCCAACAGCCUCCCUCUCGCACCCAUGGAGCACGCUAGACAUCUGUCGCAACAACUAGCAUAAUACGCCUCUGCCAGCGGCAUUUGCUGCCGAGCCUGGCUUAUAGAAAGAGCACAAAUGUCGUCGACAGGAGGUUACGCGUUUCAGAGUCUGCUUCGGGGGUUUGUCUGAGGAGGGAGAGUUGUCAGUGGCCGUUGGUAGGUGACGCCACUGCCUGUGCUCCGGGAGGGGGAGGGACUCAUUCACAGGUGGCGAAACCUGGUGUUUUGUUCGAUUUUCGACACCGCUAGUGGGAGUUGCCCUACAAGUGUUUUGAAAGGCUGCAGAAUUGCUUUGGCAAAAGGAAGAAGUUGAAGUGGAGUAAUAAGCAGCAGCAGCUUGUGUAGCCUAUGCCCUUUGCCAUGCUAUUUCCCGGCAAGUGUAUGACAAACAUGCUGUGUGCUUCCUACCUUUUUUUUAUGGCCUGUUUUUUUAACCUUUCUUUUUGUGUGUGAACUUUAUGCAGCCCCUGCUAGCAGUGUUAUUUCUCUCCUAGUUUUAUGUGUGCCCCUUGUAGUAGAUGCGUGAAGUUUGUUUUUUCUUGUGUGCUGGAAGUUUUGUAUGUCAGAAGAUCAGGUGGACACUGGUUAAAGCAGAGACUUGGAGAGUCAUUCACGUAGCUUGCAAUCGUAACGUGUACCUUUUUUUUUUUUUUAACGUCUGUUCUCACUUAAGCACAUUUCCUAAUCUGACAUACAGCAUUCUUUUGUGGCAAUUCACAGUAACAGUUUGCAGUUUGGGAUAAUCGGGUGUAGAUGUCUUUUUCUGUCUUCGUUGUGUUUGGGACUCGUCUUUCUGCUUUUGUCUUUUUUUUUUGCAGGCCCGAUUGAUUUUUCUCCUAGUGUACCAGAACGCAUCAAUAAAAGCCAUCGGUUUCAACUUUU
Molecule: messenger RNA, 11049 nt
Organism: Rhipicephalus microplus (southern cattle tick)
Lineage: Eukaryota; Metazoa; Arthropoda; Arachnida; Ixodida; Ixodidae
Gene: nonC
Product: serine/threonine-protein kinase Smg1
Biological process (GO): nuclear-transcribed mRNA catabolic process, nonsense-mediated decay; phosphorylation
Cellular component (GO): nucleus
Molecular function (GO): protein serine/threonine kinase activity; protein binding
Source: RefSeq, a predicted model, not a curated record